This is a messenger RNA of Python bivittatus (Burmese python), 2056 nucleotides long. Its product is annotated as acidic mammalian chitinase-like. Gene Ontology annotation, biological process: carbohydrate metabolic process; chitin catabolic process. NCBI's taxonomy places the organism in Eukaryota, Metazoa, Chordata, Lepidosauria, Squamata, Pythonidae. Gene Ontology annotation, molecular function: chitinase activity; chitin binding. Gene Ontology annotation, cellular component: extracellular region. The record is from RefSeq and is a predicted model, not a curated record.
AAGAAGAAGAAAAAAACAAUCAGGGCGUGGAGAAUGACAAUGUGAUUUCUAUAGAGGUUGGAAAUAGGAGAAGUUCCUUCCUUUGCACGGGAUAGGCAGAACGGGUCAGGCUGCUUUCACUGCAGAGAUUUCAUCAGGCUGAUAGGUGCAGGUGUCCAUAUGAGGAAUCAACGACUUUGGGCUGGUUUCAUUGUUCUUCUGAAUCUGCAGCUUGGUUCUGCCUACAAACUUGUCUGUUAUGUCACCAACUGGGAUCAGUACAGGGCAGAACCAGCCAAGUUCACCCCUGAUAACAUAGAUCCAUUCCUGUGUACCCAUUUGAUUUUUGCUUUUGCGGGCAUGGACAACAAUCAAAUUACCACUAUAGAAUGGAAUGAUGAAAUACUCUACAGGAAACUCAAUGCCUUAAAGGACAGAAAUAACAGCUUACUCACGCUGCUGGCUGUUGGAGGGGGAACCUUUAAGAACCAGAAAUUUACUACCAUGGUAUCGUCAUCAGCAAAUCGCCAGACAUUCAUCUUAUCAGUGACAACGUUUCUCCGUGAGUUUGGUUUUGAUGGUCUGGAUCUGGACUGGGAAUAUCCUGGUUCCAAAGGUAGCCCCCCAGAGGACAAACACCUCUUUACCAUUCUGACUCAGGAACUAUCAGCAGCCUUUAGAGAAGAGAGUGAAAAAACUGGAUACCCACGGCUCCUGCUUUCAGCAGCUGUAUCUUCAAGCAAAAAUACCAUAGAUGCUGGAUAUGAAGUUGCUGCACUGGGGAAGAAUCUCGAUUUUAUCAAUGUGAUGACUUAUGAUUUCCAUGGAAGUUGGGCUCCAGUAACAGGACACAACAGCCCCCUGCAUAAGGGUUUAAAAAUCUAUGACCCAGUUCCCUACUACAAUUGUGAAUAUGCAAUGAAAUACUGGAAUGACAGUGGAGCACUAGCUGAAAAACUCAUGAUGGGAUUUCCAACAUAUGGGCGUUCUUUUAGACUUUCUAGUUCAAAUACUAAUGUUGGUGCUCCAGCCUCUGGUGGAGGUACUCCUGGAGUCUACACCAACAGUUCUGGUAUCUUGGCAUAUUAUGAGGUUUGUACAUUUUUACAAGGAGCUAGCAAAGCAUGGAUUGAUGAACAGAAGGUUCCAUAUGCUUUCAAAAAUGGAGAAUGGGUUGCAUAUGAUGAUGAAAGAAGUUUUCAGUUUAAAACUGAGUUUUUGAAGAGGAAAGAGUAUGGAGGAGCCAUGGUUUGGACUCUCGGCAUGGACGAUUUCUCUGGCACCUUCUGUGAUCAAGGAAUCAACCCCCUUGUGAAUAAACUAAAGGGUUUUCUAAUGAACUGAUAUAAUUUAUUAAUACUUUUAUGCCAAUCUUUCCAUCUGCUUUUCAGCCAGGUAAACUCUCAUUGUGACUUUGAGAUCAUUGAGAUGAGACAAUCCCUGCCCUCAGGUUUAAAAUCUAAAAAGACAUAACACAAAAGAAAAGACUGGGGAGGUACCAAUUCUUAAUGAAAAGGUCAUAUAAUAUCCAGCUGUAAUGUAGAUCGAAAUAAAUGUUUAAACAUUUUUCAUCUACAUUACAGCUGGUUGCUAUAUGACUCAUAUCUCAUUAACAAGAAUAUUAAAAAUAACCAAAAUUAAAAUAUCACCAAUAAUAACAAAUGAUAAUUAAGAUAGAUGGCAGUAAGAGGUGAAUUCCUAGGCCAUCAUUACAAAUCAUUAGAAUGUUCAUUAAAGUUAGAAGUAGAUGAAUGUUUAACCUUCCACUGUCCAUUUAUUGCCAAUGUAUAUUCUGUAGUCUCAGGAGGAUUUAUAUGGUAAAACAUGACUACAGUUAAUGUCUUUCUAGCAGAAAAAGAAGUUGGCUAACAAGAAAAUACAAUAUCGACUCAAAUACAAACCUUGAUGCAGAGCAUACUACAAAUACAGAUUCCAUUUAAACCAGAAUUAUUCCUGUUGGGGAUAAUGGAUUUCCAAAUAGGAAAACAUCUUGUUAGAAUUAUUCAAUACAUGUUUAUCGCAGCAAGACUUCUUUAUGCACAAUUUUAGAAAACCCAGACACUACCAACAAUACAAG